AUGUUUGUGUUAUUAUUAACUAAGGCUACACACCGAAAUUCGCCACAAGGCCUUUUAAUAGAAGCGGCCGCGAUCACGUCCGUGAUCGCACGAACGUCAGACCGGGAAGUGUUCAGCGCUAUCCAAUCAGACACAGCCUUGCAGAGAUCUGGUGCUGCCUUGCAGCGGGUACAUGCAUUGAUGCUGACACUAUUGGCCAGGUUCCACGUGCCACCAGCCGAUAUAGACUCGAGUGAUGAUUGCACUCUGUAUUAUAAAGUAAGGUUUUAG
Molecule: messenger RNA, 270 nt
Organism: Pieris macdunnoughi
Lineage: Eukaryota; Metazoa; Arthropoda; Insecta; Lepidoptera; Pieridae
Source: the annotation of a GenBank genome assembly